AUGUUCCGUUCUCGCGCCGACAAGAAGGAGGAGAUCGUCAACGAGAAGGAGGUGCAGCAGGGCAUCUACCCGGGCCAGGACGUCGAGGAGGUGGCGGCCGCCGACCGCCUCCAGCCCGAGGUUGCGGACGCGUUCGCGCUCCGCGACGGCGACACGCACGGCAAAACCAACUUCAAGGACCUCGGCUGGAUCAAGGCGGGCAUCAUCAUCACCUGCGAGGCCGUCGCCCUCGGCACUCUCUCGUUCCCCUCGACCUUCAAGCGCCUCGGCCUGGCCGGCGGCCUGAUCUGCAACACCGCCUUUAUCGCCAUCGCCUACCUGUCCGCCUCGAUCAUGGUCGACUUUAAGCGCCGUUACCCGCACGUCUUGAACGCCGCCGACGCCGGCGAGGUUCUCUUCGGCCGCUGGGGCUACCGCAUCCUCGGCGUCGCCAUCGUGUUCAAGUCGAUCGGCCUCGCCGCGAGCCACAUCCUCGCCGGCAAGCUCGCCAUUGCGACGUUCGACUCGGGCGCCAACUGCGCCAUCGGCUGGGCCGUCCUCAUCGCGGGCGUGUCGGCCAUCCUGUCGUACAACCGCAAGUGGAGCGGCCUCCUCGGCCUCUCGGUUGCGUCCAUCUCGUGCAUCGUCAUCGCGUGCAUCAUCACCAUGGUCGGUGCCGGCACGCAGGACCCGGCACGCCUCGAGAAGAACGGCGAGCCCGUGCACUGGGUCGCGUUCAACAGCGAGCUCACGUUUGCCGACGCCAUCGGCGCCAUCACCAACUGCGUCUUUGCCUACGGCCAGAACAUGGCCGUCCUCACGUUCCUGCCCGAGAUGCGCAAGCCGUCCGACUUUAAGAAGUCCAUCGCGCUCAUGCAGGGCUUCCAGCUCAUCAUCUACUCGGUCGUCGGUGCCGUUCUGUACUCGUACGGUGGCCAGUACACCCCGUCGCCGGCUCUGACGAUGACCAACCAUAAGCUCGCCAUCGCCUCGUACGCCUUUGCGCUCGUCACCAUCAUCGUCUCGGGCAUCGUCGCCGUCAAUGUCGGCGCCAAGUUCUUCUACACGCAGCUGUUCCGCAACUCGUCCAUCCUCACGAGCGACAGCUGGGCCGCCCAGCUCUACUGGCUCGCCAUCAUCUUCAGCAUGUACGGCGUCGCGUUCGUCAUUGCCGAGCUCAUUCCCUUCUUCAACCAGCUCCUCACGAUCGUCUCGUGCCUCACCUCGACCUGGUUCGUCUGCGGGUUCGCCGGCGCCCUGUGGCUGCACAUGCACCGCAGCACUCGCGGCGCUGGCUGGUUCAGCAGCCCCGUCAAGAUUGCGCUCUUCUGCGUCUCGGUCUUCCUCAUCGCCAUCUCGCUGUUUAUCACACCCUCGGGCAUCUAUAGCGCAAUUGUCGGCAUCAUCGAUGGUUACAAGGGAGGCAAGUUUAACCACCCCUUCUCCUGCUCGUCCUAG
Rhodotorula graminis WP1 is the source of this 1437-nucleotide messenger RNA. RefSeq lists its product as uncharacterized. Lineage: Eukaryota; Fungi; Basidiomycota; Microbotryomycetes; Sporidiobolales; Sporidiobolaceae. The record is from RefSeq and is a predicted model, not a curated record. Gene Ontology annotation, cellular component: vacuolar membrane. The transcript has 10 exons. Gene Ontology annotation, molecular function: amino acid transmembrane transporter activity. Gene Ontology annotation, biological process: amino acid transmembrane transport. The coding region runs from base 1 to 1437 and encodes 478 amino acids.